Messenger RNA from Larimichthys crocea (large yellow croaker), 4816 nucleotides. RefSeq names its product NPHS1 adhesion molecule, nephrin (gene nphs1). Lineage: Eukaryota; Metazoa; Chordata; Actinopteri; Sciaenidae. The record is from RefSeq and is a predicted model, not a curated record. Bases 1 to 3738 code for a protein of 1245 amino acids. Gene Ontology annotation, molecular function: protein binding. The transcript has 29 exons.
AUGGACUUCUUGUCAGCAUGGAUUCUGUCUCCUUCAGCUCUACCCUUUCUUUGUCUCAUCUGGGGCACGCAGGCCCAGCAGGCCUUCAGGUCUGAGCCCAGGAACCUCACCGUGCGAAUGGGAGCCACAGCUGUGUUGAGGUGUGAAGUGCUACGGGCCUCAGGGACUGUGCAAUGGGUAAAAGAUGGCCUCCUCCUGGGACCUCAGAGAAGCCUGCCAGGCUUUCCACGCUACAGCAUGAUUGGAAACCCCAAGAGAGGCCAGUAUCAUCUUCAGAUUGAAAAGGCCCAACUGGAAGAUGACGCCCUCUAUGAAUGUCAAGCGGGCCGUUCUGAGAGCAGUCAUGCUAUCAUUUCCGGUUCAGCCUGGAUCGACAUGCUAAUCCCUCCUUCCAAGCCAUACUUUGAAGUAGAUAUGGCAACACCUUGGGUAGCAGGGAAGAAGUAUACUGUCGCCUGUAUUGCCCCUGAUGCAAAGCCUGUGGCUGAAAUCACACUUUAUAAAGAUGGAGUCGAGCUGACAGGUGCAGAGUCUUUCACCAUGUCUGGCUCAAAGGAUAAGCUCCUGAACAUGCGUGCUGAAGUAACGGUCACCGCUCUGAGCUCUGACAAUGGGAGGCAGCUGGCAUGUCAUGCCAACAACCCCGCCCUUUUCCGGCCUGUGGAGACCACAAUGGCCAUGAGCGUGUACUUCCCACCUCAGCCUCCAGUUAUUGUAGGUCUGGAGAGAGAGGAAGUCAAAGCUGGGAGAACGCUCAUAUUGGAGUGUGUGUCUCAUGGUGGAAACCCCCUAGCCACUCUCCACUGGACCAAGAAUGGAGACGUUCUGUCCAUGACUUGGGAUGAAGACACUGUGGCGCAGAAGUCCAGCAGUGUCCUCUUACUGAAGAUCACGCCUGCAGACAACCAGGCAGUGCUGUGUUGUGAGAGCGUCAAUCUGGUGUCCCUUUCACCUCUGUCUGUCAGCCGAAAAAUCACUGUUCUCUUUGAGCCUGCAGAGGUGACACUGUCAGGUUCGCUCUCAGCCAUUGAGGGGCAGGACUUGGAACUGACCUGCUACGCCACCUCCAGUAAUCCCCCCGUCCAGAUUCGCUGGUGGCUCGGCUACAAGGAGCUCAACACGUCUGUUGUCGUUAUGGAAGAGGGAGCCAAUGGUGGGAUGACAACCAUGUCCAACAUGACCCAUAGAGUCUCCAGAGAGGAGGAUGGGCUUGAACUCACCUGUGAGGCUUUCAACAAGGGCACACGAUUCUCCAAGACCCAGACCUCCAAACUUAGUGUCUACUACCCCCCUCAAAAGAUAUGGCUCGAUACUCCUCCUGAAGAUGUCCCUCUUCGUUCAGGGAGCACAGUCCGUCUCGUCUGCUUCGCCACUGGAGGGAAUCCCACUGGGACUCUUACCUGGUUCAAAAAUGGAAGGGUUGUGACUCAUGCACAGAAGCAGACGUCCUUCGAUCGGGGAGUGGCUCGAGAAGUGGUGCUGGUCCUUACAGCAAGUGACAACAUGGCUACAUACCGCUGCAAUGCCAAAAAUGAGGCAGAGAAGACCAUAUCUGCCCAAGCUAAGCUCAUGGUUCAGUUUCCACCAGUGAGUAUGAAGAUUACAACCAAACAGGUGGAGCUACGUCAGGGCCAGGUGCUAACUCUGGAGUGCCUGUCUGGAAGCAGUAAUCCCAAAGCCAACAUCUCUUGGAGCUUGGGAGCACUAAGGUUCCAGGGAGUGGAACAGCCACCCAGGAAGGCUGAGUUUGGUGGUGUGUCGGUGCACAGUUCUCUAUCUCUGACUCUGAGUUCACAGCAUCACAACCAGAGGGUCAUUUGCCAUGGCCACAGUGCUUUGCUAGCGGAGGGGGCCAACACAUUCUUCAAACUCAAUGUGCUUUAUCCACCAGAGUUCAAACCAGAGCAGCCAAAGCAAGUCCAGGUGGUGGAGGAUGACAUUGCAACCAUUCCACUGCUGGUCUCAGCUAACCCAGAGGAGCUCUCCUGCAUUUGGCGGCACCACAGGGAGAAGCUGGUCAAAGAGAGGGAUGUGCGCUACGACUGGUUAGACGACAACUCACUGGAGAUCAGGAAUGUGACAAGGAAAGAUGCCGGCGUUUACAUGGUCAAGUGCACAAAUGACGAGGGUGUCAACCAAACCUCCAUCAUGCUGGACGUCCAGUAUGCUCCCAGUGUCAAGGCAGAGAAAGACCCUGUGUUUGUGAACCUCGGGGAUACAGCAGACCUCAUAUGUGUGGCAGAUGCCAACCCCAUUGUGUCUGGCAUAUUCUCUUGGAAAUUUCUGGGAGAACAGGAGGUGGAGAUGGGAGAGGAGACUCAGGAAGACGAAUCUGGCCUUCUGACCAUCCAUGAUGUGACUCGGGCUCAUGCUGGUCUUUACCAGUGCACAGCCGAUAAUGGCAUAGCACCCCCUGCCACUGUAGAUGUGCGGCUGGUAGUACAAUUCAAACCAGAGCUUCAGAAAGGAGCCCAAUGGAGGAAGGUAGCAAGCAGAGGGGAUGGCACCACUACAGCUGAGGUAGUGUGUCAGGCAGAAGGUAUUCCUCGUGUUGACUUCUCUUGGGAAAGAAAUGGCGUGCGCAUGGACUUUGCAAACCCCAGGUAUGAAGAGCAGACCGUGAGCGAGGGCUCCUUCCACACCAGCACAGUUCGAGUAGUAAAUGUGAGCGCUGCUCUGGACUAUGCUGUUUUCAGCUGCACUGCUCGUAACUCACUUGGGGAAGACAAGCUAGACAUCCAGCUCGUCAGCACAAAUCAUCCUGACCCGCCUUCAUCGUUUCGCCAAGUCAGUGUUACCCAUGAGUCAGUCACUCUGGAGUGGAUCCCCGGCUUCAAUGGUGGUUUGCAGCAAAGAUUUCGUAUAAGAUACCGCUGGGAUCAGUCAGCCAGUUUCCUGUACGUGGAUGUCUUUCCUCCCAGAGCAACAUUCUUCACUGUCACUGGCCUGCAGCCUGACACUACCUACAACUUCUCUGUCAAUGCCCUCAAUAAUAUAGGAGAGAGUGGCUAUGCUGAUAACAAUGCAGUACUGACCAUUACCACCAAGGAGAAGCCUGAACUAGAAGUCCCAACAGAUGAUGACUCAGUUUCACAUAGUGCCAGUGGACUGCCAGCUUAUUUAACAGUGCUGUUCACAGUAGUGUUUGGAGUCAUGCUGGUGUUCAAUUCACUGGGCUGCUACUUUGGAGCGAGGUGGAAAAAGAGGCGAGGUCAGACAGGGGGUAGAGGAGGCAGUGUGUUGGACAUAAAGAAGAAUGAAGAGGAGGGGUCCAGUCAGUCAACAGUAAGCAACUCCAAUAAGUAUGAGAGCGGAGAAAAGAUCAACACGGCAGCCCAGCGCACCCUCCUCAUCGACUCUGGAUCUGAAACAGACAGCCAUGUCUAUGAGAGCUAUGCAGCGGAAAGUUCCCAUUAUUAUUACCCCACCGGUGACUACAUCCCGCCUCUCAGUCCACACCCUGAAGCGAUACGCAGGCUUGAUGUCACCCACCUCCCUGUGGACUGUUAUAGUCAUGAGUAUGAAGACGUAAGAGAUGGUGGCUUGUACCAGGAUAUCCUGGCUUCCUCUCUUCCUUCCCCUCCGGCCUUGCUUGACCACAGAUUACUUUAUCAAAGGAAUGAGAGGAGAUCUGCAACCCACCGCCAGGGUACUGAGAGUGUGAGGGAGUUCCUAGAUGUUCAACGACUGCAGCAAGAUUCUGAUCUUCCCUUUGAACUACGAGGUGAAUUAGUCUAGAGUGAGUAGGUCGGAGCAAACAAAUGAUAUAACAUGACAGCGCUUGUGACACGACCGUGGUUAGUAAAGUGUUGUAUAGUAUCUCACCAUGAAUGAACCUAUUAUAAAUGUAUGUAUUCACUUUCAAGUGUUGAAGUGAACAUUUCUUCUGUACUGUAAGCAAACUGAGGUAGCUGAACAAAAGCAAAGGAGAAUGGUACAUUAUUUGUAAAUGAUUUGAAAGCUUCAAUAAUCUCAUGCAAUCAAGAAUGUCAAAAGUAUGUUACUGUACGCGGACAGUUUUUCAUCUCCAGCAUCACCAGCAGCCUCCAGCUUAUUUUGUUCUCCCUCUGUGGUCUUACCUGAUCCCCCUCUUCGCUUUGUUCUUUCACCUUUACCCUUUUCCUUGGAGCCAAAUCAUGGUCACUACCCACAGUCUCCCCUGUCUGCUUUGGCCUGCAGGUAGAUAUGAAUCAGUCGGUUAGACACAAAAAUGGAUUGACAAAGGUGUGUUUGGCACUAGAGCAGAAGCAGCACAGACUCAUGUUGCCAUCCAAGCAGACAGCAUCCUUUUUGACCCGUCCAACGUGAACAUGUUCCAACAUGUAUCCAGACAACUGUAGCGUGUGCCUCCACUGUCUGAUACAAAGAGUUUCAGACCUCACAGUUAGUCUGUGGGAAUCCCUACAAUGGGAUAGCACUGAGUCGUAUUUAGCACGGUUAUGUCUCCAAGAGGUAAAGCCAUAUCUAGGGCCAGACUUUAAUCCUGUUUUCUCUCGGAUUGAAGUUCAGCUCACAGCAUCGGUGAGGGAGAAAAACCAUGCAGAGAAUUUGUCUCACUGAGGGUGGACAGUUAAAGAGAGAUAGGAACGGGGAGAGAGGCUUAGCUGCUACACUGGCAACUGCUACAAAAAAACUCUUACUUCGUUAUUUUUCAAAUUGUAGUUUAAAGAAAAAUUCACAGAGCCCAUACAGCACUUUUACACAGGUUUUUACAAAAAAAAAAGAAUUAUGAUCUAAUAAAAUAAAAGAAAUAAAACAUGAUACAUGAUACAUGAAACAAAUUAAAUCUAAUAUAAUGGAUUAGAGGUAAAAACCA